CCAAUCUCCUUCUUUAUCUCUCUCUCUCUCUGCGCCAAACCGACUCGUUCCUUUCUCUCGAAUUCCCAGAAAUAAAAGAUUUUUAUUAUUUCUAAAAGUACGAACAUAAAUUAAAAGAAAAGCAUCGAGAAAAUACCUAAAUAAAUAAAUAGAACUAAUUGGAUGGUGAUGAAAUCUUAGAAUCCAAACACACCCAGAAAACCCUAAACCAAACAACACGUUCUUCGCUCCCUCUCUGUCUCUCUCUGUCUCUCUCUCUCUCUGCCCCCCCCUCCCUUUCUCUAGAAUCAACCACUUCUCUCAUCCUUCAAUCUCAGCCGUUCGAUUGACCGUUUUCAGAUCUUGAUCUAGAACCUUCCAAGCCUCUUCCGGCUAGAUUACAUACCUUUUUGCGGCCAGAUCUGUCACACGCGCCUCGGAAUCCGAUUACGCGCUUGGUAUUACAGCUAUGGUGGAGAACGGGAGGCCUCUGAAGCGGAUGAAGAGGCGCGUGACGGCGGAUCUGCACGAUUUCCUGACGUUUCCUUCGUCGUCGGUGGACGGCGAUAACAGAUUCCCUGGCGGACCCUUCAGGACGCGCGUGAAGGAGUUUCUGACGAGGAACGCGCUGCUCCCGCCUCCCUCGUCGCUGUUUCCGCACCUGCUGACGUGGCAGAUGCUGUUCCGGGUGGGAGAUCUGACGGAUGGUCCCGAUUCGCUCCCUGCGGUGGUCUGCCUCGACAUCGUCGAAGAGGACGUGACGAGAUCCAGAUCCGUUUACUGCGAUCAGUGCCGAGUGGUUGGUUGGAGUGGCCAUCCAGUAUGUGGGAAACGUUUUCAUUUUAUCAUCAAAGCUGAUGGUAAUUCCAUUGGUGGUUAUCACAAGCCAUGCAUGUGCUGCGGAGAUGUCUUGCACUUGUCAGAAUCCAAGUGCAAGUCAUGCAACCAUGUGACAAGUACAGAUGAUGUUGAAGAUUGGGUGUUUAACCAAUUGGAGAACACAACUCAUCUUUUACAUGGUGUAGUCCAUUCAAAUGGUUAUGGCCACCUUCUUAGGAUUAAUGGUAGGGAAGGGGGCUCGAGGGUUGUUUCUGGAUAUCAUAUCAUGGACUUCUGGGAUCGCCUUUGUAAAAUACUUGGUGUCAGAAAAGUGAGUGUGAUGGAUGUGUCAAAAAAGUAUGGGUUGGAGUACCGGCUGCUUCAUGCCAUCACCGAAGGCCAUCCAUGGUACGGUGUCUGGGGUUAUGAAUUUGGUGCUGGUAGCUUUGCCCUCACUUUUGAUGCCUACAAAAUGGCUGUUGAAACCCUCUCUAGCCUUCCGUUAUCCAUCUUCCUCUCCCAGAAACUGGAACCCCAAACCCGCCUGCAGGCUAUUAUCUCACAUUACCAGUCCUUGUCGGAGCGUGAACUUGUAAAUAUAAGAGAUCUCUUUCGAUUUUUGAUGAGUUUGAUCCAUGAUGCUCACAAGUCUUCGUCAAGGGUUGAUGAUGUCACCUGCAAGAAGCGCCAAGCUUGCACUUCAGUGGUCUUGAGUUCUUGUACUGGGAGCAACAUUGAACGGGUGGAAGCAGCCUUGCUUAGAGUUCUUCUUGCAGUUUCGGGUUCUAAUUGGGUAAGUUGUCGAUCUCUUAGAGGUGCCGUAUACAAGGUGGGUCCUCCGGAGGUUAUCGAUUACUGCCUUGGGAAACUUGAAGGGAAAUUGGCAGCAGAAGGGAUGGUAAUAAAAGCUCGAUGCAAUCCUGAUUCAGGUGCUCUUGAAUACAGACUCGAGCCUGGGAGUGGUUCCAUUGGUGAAAUGACUGCUUGCAAUGAUUCUUCCGUCUUUAACUGCUCAUCUGAAGAAAAUCGUGAGCGGGAUCUCAGAUACUUGUAUGAAUCCUUGCUCCAUCCUCAAACUAUGGUAAUUAAUGGCCAUCAGGCAACAAGGGAUCUUGCAGUCAGCUCAGCAGAGAAGCUCCUUGACUGCAAGCACUUUGUGAAAGACUACAGGGUUGAAAUAGUUUCGUCAAUCACAAAUUCGUCUGUAAUAUGCCUGUCAUGCGAGGUGGAGCUCAUAGAUGAAUCUGAAGAUUCUGCCGUAAAGCCACCUCCCGAGUUAAUUAUCCUGCCCCCGAAUGCUACCGUAUCUGACCUCAAGCUCGAAUCAUCAAAAGCUUUUCAAGAGGUGUAUCUGUUGUUUAGUAGAUUUCGAGCUGAAGAGCUAUGUGGCUACGGCGGUGUAGAUGACACCACCCAGGUCAAGUUCUUGUUAGGGUCGACUGAAUCUGUUCGAGUGCGUGGAAUAUGCGUUGGGAGUAAUGGACUGAGUAGGUUUAGAAUGGAGAGGGGAGUUGAGAGGUGGACAGUGGAUUGCUGCUGCGGGGCGAAGGACGAUGAUGGGGAGAGAAUGUUGGCUUGCGAUACUUGUGGCGUGUGGCGACACACUCGGUGUUCUGGUAUCGAGGACUCGGAAUCAGUCCCUGCCAAGUUUGUUUGUCACAGAUGCAGGAGCUCCGAUCGAAAUGCCAAAGCCACCGGGCACUGCAAGGAUGAGACAGUCACCGAUGUCGGUGGCAGCAGCUGCUUUGGAAAGUGCUUGACAACUCCUUUUGAUGUUCGCUGAGGUUUUGAAUGUUUGUAAAGGUUUUCACAGUUUCCUUUAGGUGUUUUCCUCGGGCCGAAACAAAUGUGUAUAUAAAAAAACAGGCCAAAAGUAUUUUACAGUAGGGGCGGUCCAAUUGUUUUCUUAAUUCCUACCUCCUUUUGUUGGUCUUGUAUAUAUUCUACUAAUAAUGACUGAAUUUCCCAACAAAACGAGAAAACGAAAUAAACCCGAAAUGCUAGGAAAACUAAUGAGCAAUUAUUUAUUGCUGCAUCACCUGUUAUGGCACGUGUCCCAUCUAAA
Molecule: messenger RNA, 2863 nt
Organism: Alnus glutinosa
Lineage: Eukaryota; Viridiplantae; Streptophyta; Magnoliopsida; Fagales; Betulaceae
Product: PHD finger protein At1g33420-like
Exons: 5
Coding region: 449-2581 (710 amino acids)
Source: RefSeq, a predicted model, not a curated record